Molecule: messenger RNA, 3552 nt
Organism: Melospiza georgiana
Lineage: Eukaryota; Metazoa; Chordata; Aves; Passeriformes; Passerellidae
Gene: SLC68A1
Product: major facilitator superfamily domain containing 13A
Exons: 9
Coding region: 251-1987 (578 amino acids)
Source: RefSeq, a predicted model, not a curated record
CGGGGCUGGGGGCGCGCAUGCGCGGCCGUGCCGUGCGACGGCGGAGCGGCUGGGGGGUGCCGGUACCGGACGCAGGUAAUGAGGUCUGAUUGAACAAGAUUGCUCAGCUGGAGCACAGCUCCAUGGAAGCUACCAGCUGGUUCAAGGAGCAACAAUGGAUUGGCCCCAUCAAAGAUGUAGUAGGGGUUGGGAGAAGACAUCUCACCUGAAAUGGAGGUGAUUGAAGGAGCUGAACACUGACUGCACCAACAUGGGGCUGCGACUGCUGGCUUGUCUUUUCCAUUUGCCCACUGCAGUGAUCUACGGGUCUCUGUCGCUCUUUGUUUCCAUUUUGCACAACGUGUUCCUCCUGUACUACGUGGACACCUUCGUCUCUGUUUACAAGAUUGAUAAACUGUCCUUUUGGAUAGGAGAGACAGUGUUUCUGAUCUGGAACAGCCUCAAUGACCCUCUGUUUGGCUGGCUGAGUGACCGAGUAUUCCUUAGCACACAGCAGGCAGGAGCAGAGAUUUCGUCCCCUGAAGUAGUUCUGAAGAGGCUCAGAGCGCUAAGCCACAAUGGCCCUCUCUUUGCCAUUUCUUUCCUUUUUUUCUGGGUUUCCUGGGCUCAUCCUGGUUUGCAGUUCCUCCUUUGCCUUUGCAUGUACGACAGUUUUCUCACCAUGGUUGACCUCCAUCACAACGCCUUGCUUGCAGACCUGGCUGUUUCAGCAAAAGACAGGACUAGCCUCAACUUCUACUGCUCCCUCUUCAGUGCCAUAGGCUCCCUGUCUGUCUUCAUGUCCUAUGCAGUGUGGAACAAGGAGGACUUCUUUUCCUUCCGCAUAUUUUGCGUCCUGCUGGCCCUCUGCUCCAUUGUUGGUUUCACCCUGUCCACACAGCUGCUCCGCCAGCGUUUUCAGGCUGAUGGGAAAGCAAAAUGGGACCAGGAAUCAACCCUGAAAGAGCUGUACAUUGAGAAACUCUCCGUCCCCCAGGAGAAGAGGAUCACCCUGGCAGAGUAUCUCCAGCAGCUCUCCCGGCAUCGCAACUUCCUCUGGUUUGUCUGCGUGAAUCUCGUCCAGGUUUUUCACUGCCAUUUUAACAGCAACUUCUUCCCUCUGUUCCUGGAGCACCUGCUGUCAGACCAGAUCUCUGUCUCUACUGGAUCCUUCCUGCUUGGUGUUUCCUACAUUGCCCCCCAUCUCAACAACCUCUACUUCCUGUCGCUCUGCCGCCGCUAUGGGGUUUACGCUGUGGUGCGAGGACUCUUCUUCCUGAAGCUGGCUCUGAGUGUUGUCAUGUUCCUGGCAGGACCUGAUCAGGUGUAUCUGCUCUGCAUCUUCAUUGCCAGCAACCGCGUGUUCACAGAAGGGACCUGUAAGUUACUCAACCUGGUGGUCACUGAUUUGGUGGAUGAGGAUCUAGUCCUGAACCGUAGGAAGCAGGCAGCCUCAGCCCUGCUCUUUGGGAUGGUGGCUCUGGUCACCAAACCGGGCCAGACCUUCGCCCCUCUGAUUGGCACCUGGUUGCUCUGUGAGUACACAGGUAAGGAUGCUCCUGGGGAGAGCAGUGGAGCAGAACAGGGCAAAGUUCAGUGUCUGGCACCUUGUGUUGUGCCCUGGGUGGGUGCAGAGGGCUCUUCAGUUGCUAACCUGUGCCUGGUCUCUGCAUCUCCACGGCUGGUCACUCAAAGAGAAUGGACAAAGAUCCAUCCCCACAGCCCCAUUCUCACAAACUCUUCUCUGACACCAGGCUACGACAUCUUCCAGCGCAACCCCCUGAACAACGUGGUGAGUGCCCAGCCGAAGCUGGAGCCUGCCAUGGCCUUGGAGCCGACUCUUCGCCAGGGCUGCUUUUACCUCCUGGUCUUUGUGCCCAUCGCGUGCGCCCUGCUGCAGCUCCUCAGCUGGUCACAGUUCAGCCUGCAUGGGAAGCGCCUGCAGGUGGUGAAGGCUCAGCGGCAGAGCCUGACACAAGGCCAAGCACCAGAGGUCAAAACAAUCUAAGGGUGCCUGAGCCCCCAGGAUGCUGCUGGUUCCAGGCUGGUGCUGGAGGUCAGGUGGAGGGCAGGGAUGGUGGGCUGAGAGAGCCUGAUGUUCAUGGUUCAGCUGUGAAAUGCUGUGAUGCCAAUGUUUGUUCACUCCAGGUGGUCAUCACUGGGGAAAGCAGAGAGGUCCAGCAUGUGAGGGGCCUGAGAUAGAGCGCUUGAUCUCAGGAGCAAGAACAUUUUAUCCCAGUCCCAGGGAGCAGAGAGCUGCUUAUUCCAGCAAAGAGGUGCUGGGUUGCAGGUGCUAGAAAACAGACACAUCCCCAAUGUGCUUUUCUGCAUUGGGCAUGGCUCUAGGGAGCCACAGCCUCUGCAGCUGAGCAGGAGACUGUACAGGGAGUCCUUCACUAGAGCCUUUCACUCUUGUGGAGUGGAAGGCUCCUGAGGGACCAAGUGACCAAGGGAGUGAUUGUCAAACUGGAGCAGGGAUGACAGGACCUUGAAGGCCUUUCCCAGUAACUGGUAAAACCCUCCCAUUAGCAGUUCUGUGGUUCUUGGACCAAAUCCAUUCUUAAGCAUUUGCUGUUCACAAGACAAUAUGCUGCACAGCCAGGAUCUGCUGGGUGUGCUGUUUUAUGCUGAGGUUCCCUUCUCUGUGGCCUUGUAGAGGAAGUUGUUGCUGGCCUGGAAAAGGUGCUGGGCUCAAACUGAGUUCAGAGCCUUCAGCUGUAUCAUUUCACUGGGCAUCCCAUGCAUGUGUUUAUUCCUCAUUUGCCCUCCAUAGCCCCUACUACUCAGUGCUGUCACACAGCUGUACCAUGAGCCCCCUCCAAUUCUGGGUGAGGUCAGGGAGCCAGCCCCUAAUCCAGCCACUGGAAGUGCCUCCCUGCCCAGGGCAAUCCCAGGUGACCUGGUGAGGCAGCCUGGUGCCCUGCCCUCUGGCAGGAGAGCACAGCCUGAAGGAGACACCAGGUCUUGCUUUUGUGCCUUUGAUUGCUCUUGGGAGCCUGUCUGACACAGUACUGGGCAGUCACAGGGAUUUUACUCCUGUGGGGAGGGGCAGACACCUCAGCUCCUCUGUGCUAGAAACAGCACCCAAGUUAGAUCAUCUCACCUGCUGAGAGCAGGUCAGAGAGAGCUGAGAGCUGCUGAGCCAGGGACCCUAGGAGAGCAGGUGCUUUGGUCUCCCUGGUUUUGGCUGAGAGCAGACUGACAGGUAAUCACCAAAGGGGUCUCUGAGGCAAGGGAGUGACUCCUCAAACCCUGUAAUGUGUUUGGGGGCAGGGAGAAGGGAUGUGCCAAAGCCUGUGCCUGCCUGCUGCAGGAAGGUGGGCUUGGCAGGCAGUGUUUGAAGCUGUUGCACGUUGAGGGAUGUUCUUUUAGUCCCAGGUUCUCUCUGGGGUCUCAGCCCACCAGCCUGCCAUCUUGCCUCAGGACAUGGCUGCCUUCUGUCUUGGACCAAGACAUUCCUGCCAUGAGGCUGCUGUAGUUCUUACUGGUUCAAUCAUAAGUAAUUUGUGCAACUUCUGACCAAGUUUGAGAAUGAUUCUCCAUUUCAUAAAUUAAAGAUGAUCUUUUUCUGAA